This is a messenger RNA of Eremomyces bilateralis CBS 781.70, 462 nucleotides long. RefSeq names its product nucleoside diphosphate kinase-like protein. NCBI's taxonomy places the organism in Eukaryota, Fungi, Ascomycota, Dothideomycetes, Eremomycetales, Eremomycetaceae. The record is from RefSeq and is a predicted model, not a curated record. Bases 1 to 462 code for a protein of 153 amino acids. Gene Ontology annotation, biological process: CTP biosynthetic process; GTP biosynthetic process; UTP biosynthetic process. The transcript has 6 exons. Gene Ontology annotation, molecular function: nucleoside diphosphate kinase activity.
AUGUCGACCGAACAGACAUUCAUUGCCAUCAAGCCUGACGGCGUUCAGCGCGGCCUCGUCGGUCCCAUCAUCUCUCGCUUCGAGAGCCGUGGAUACAAGCUCGUUGCCAUCAAGCUCAUGACCGCUUCCAAGGAGCAUCUGGAGAACCACUAUUCCGACCUGGCUGGCAAGCCUUUCUUCCCCGGUCUCAUCGCCUACAUGGGCAGCGGCCCCAUCUGCGCCAUGGUUUGGGAGGGACGUGAGGUUGUCAAGAUGGGCCGCGCCAUGUUGGGCGCAACCAACCCUCUGGCUUCCGCCCCUGGCACCAUCCGUGGAGAUUACUGCAUCGAUGUUGGACGCAAUAUCUGCCAUGGUUCCGACAGUGUUGAUGCUGCCAAGAAGGAAAUUGCCCUCUGGUUCAAGCCGGAAGAGGUACAAAGCUGGAAGCCGGCACAGUUCGACUGGGUCUACGAGAAGGCCUAA